Molecule: messenger RNA, 3470 nt
Organism: Trachymyrmex cornetzi
Lineage: Eukaryota; Metazoa; Arthropoda; Insecta; Hymenoptera; Formicidae
Gene: Atg101
Product: autophagy-related protein 101
Exons: 2
Coding region: 1479-2135 (218 amino acids)
Biological process (GO): autophagosome assembly; autophagy
Cellular component (GO): phagophore assembly site; Atg1/ULK1 kinase complex
Molecular function (GO): protein kinase binding
Source: RefSeq, a predicted model, not a curated record
AUAAAUAGAAUAUCGCGAAAGUCACCUGAUAACGAACCUUAUUUGUCAAAACGAUAUCGGAGUAAAUGUCUCAAAAGGUGAAAGUCGACGAGCCAAUAGGCGACUCGAAAACGCGAUCAAGCAAGCGUCGGGAUUUCGAAGCGUCGAUUCACGAGAUUUCCAGGAAGCGAAGUCGUUUCGCGCCUUUUGCAACUGCGCACGUGUGACGCUGAUCUCACCGCGAGGCGUCGCGCGGCAGUUUUCGCGACGCACACCAACGCACACAUCCGGUGUGCGACUUAUCGUAGAUCGUAGAUUGGAUUAGUACAGAGUACAAGUACGGAGCAGAGCGGAGCGGAGUGGGAGAUCUAGUCCAGUUUGUCCAGUGCCAGACUGUCUGUGUCCGGCUCUGACGCAAGACGUCAAUCGAUCCACGUUGUGUCGUUUCGUACAUGGUAUACGUCGCGUGAUUUCAUGAUGUAGCACCAGGCGAGUGAUUCCCGGAGAGUAGGCAGACAGAUCGUCACAGCUGACUCGGUAAUCCGUAACGUCUAAUCGAAGUCUAAUCAAACGUUGUGUCGUGUGACGAUCGUUUUCUUCUGCAAAAGAGAGAGAAAGAGGAGAGAGAGAAAAAGAGAGUGUGUAUGUGUGUGCGUAAGAGUGAGAGAGAGAGAGAAAGUUCUUUGCCUUCGUCGGCCAUCCCAGGCAAUCUUCGAAUUUCCCGUUGAUCCCGUAUUCCCGACGUCGUCGCGCGCGGAGUCAAGCAGAGAGAGUCGUCAAGAUAUACACGCUCCGGGACCCACCAUCCGGGACGGAGUGCGUGGAGCCCUCGCGGGGCCAGGUAUCGAAGCGCGAAUCAGCGGCGCAGCGUCAAGAUGGCGUGUGCCACGAUCACAGCUGUUGUUUACCCACAAACCCGUGUGGAGCGGGCCACUGACUUAACUGGAUACUGCUGCCGCGGCUGCUGCUGAAAGAGGACAAGCGCGGCCUGGGCUCCCCGUCGUCGGGACUGGUCGGGGACGAUGGAAGAUUGUCGACGAAUGAACAGGUCGGAGUAACUCGUUGCGCGAGCGACGUGACGGCGACGUGACGAGAACGUGACAGCGACGACGUUGACGACAACAACGACGACGGCGGCGGUGGUGGUGGCGGCGGUGGAGGCGGCGACGGCGGAGUUGGUGGCAGUGCUGGUGGCAGCGGCGACGGCGGCCGUGGUGGUGGUGGUGGUGGUGAUAGUGGUUGUAUUGUUGUUGUUGUUGCUGGUGGUGGUGGUGGUGGUGGUGCGUCGUGAAAAGAACGGGACGCGCGAAAACGGACUCGAUGGAAGAGGGUAGCGGUACCCACGGCGGCAGAAGUCACCAGAUCAACGCGUGAAACUUAACCUAGUUUCGUCCGCCAUCGCACGGCACGAGGACGGCGACGAGGACGACGGCGGUGAGGCGGAGCGAUCUCGAGAGAGUGGCCUCGAUACCAAGGGGAAAGAGCGACAAAGUAUCACUAUGAAUGCCAGGACGCAGCUGUUCGAAUUGAGCAUGGAGGGACGUCAGGUGGAUGAGGCAGUGGCAAGUAUAUUCCACAGCGUGCUAUUUCAUCGGAGCCUUGGCAAAUUCAAGUACAAACAGGAAGGCAGCUAUUCGGUGGGCACUGUAGGAUACCAGGACGUGGACUGCGACUUCAUUGAUUUCACUUACGUCUGCUGCUCGUCGGUGCACCUCGAUCAGACGCUGAAGCGUGAGAUAUCGGGUUUCUCGGAGGCGCUGCGCUCCACCGAUAGUCCAGGUUCCGGUCAGAUAUCCCUAGAAUUCUUCCAGAGGAAAAAGAGUCGCUGGCCGUUUCAACCGGAAUGUAUACCAUGGGAAGUGUGGACUGUGCGCCUUGAACUUAUCAAAUUGGCCACCGAGCAUGAACGGCAGAUAUGUCGAGAAAAAGUGGGCGAUCUGCUGACCGACAAGAUCCUUUACAUCACCGAGGUCAUGAAUCGGCACGAUUACAUUCCAAAAGUGCCAAGUCAGGCCGAGCUGGAUCUGAUCUUCGAUACCUCGUACCCGGAUAUACAACCGUAUCUCUUCAAAUUGUCUUUCACGACUUCUAGUCCGUCGACCACCACGAUGGGCAACACCAUGAAGAAAUUGAUUAGAGAGACACUAUCCAUUUAGUCGUUAUAACGUAUAGUGUAAACUCUUCGCGUUAGUUGCAUUCGUUUAGCUUGUCAGAGUCAUCAAAACGCAAAAUCUUAUACUUUCUUUUUUCAUCUAUGAUGCACAAAUUUCUGCAUUGCAUCAAGCGAUUUUUCUUAUUCACAAUGAUUCUAACCUGCCACCGUAGCUGUUACUAUGAGUUCCAAGAAAAAUACUAAAUUUGCAUUAUAAAGAAAGCAGAAUGGUUUCGAGUCUUCGACCACUUGUUCCCGGCGGAAAUUACCAAAGGUACUCGGCGAGUACUUUGCCUACGUGGUAGACUCCGCCAGAUUUUGUAAGCUCCGUAAUAGUAGUAUCUCUUAUAACGAAAAUAAUAUUUCGUAUACAUUGCAGGGACUUCCGCUGCUCUGUCUCUAAUGUCUCUAUAUAGUACAAAUGAAACACAACACUGUGACACUUGCUUCUUUUGUACUUUACUAUGAACGUCCGUCGCAUAAUUUUAGCAGAAUCACAUUUAGUCACGUUUUCUACAAUAAUAUUUUACCUCCUAACUCUCACCACUUAAAUCUCCACAGAUGACCCGCUGUGACAGAACGACAUUAUGUUCCUCUUCUCGCUUCUCAUCCUUUUCAAAUGCUGUGUAUAUCGUAGAAUAGAUUCAAACGUAAUUUCCUUUAGUAGACAAAGAAUUUUCAUGCGUCACACAGAGAAGAUAAUUUUAUUUAGAGAGUAAGAAUACAGAGAUUUCGAGUCUAUAGAAGAGCAGGAUGUCUUCAGAUUCUUUAAUGUCUAGUAGAGUCUUUGAGAAUACUAAAUCUUAAAGGUACUCGUAACUUGCUCCUUGAUAAACUCCUCCGACUACACGACGGCUGUAUUUGGCGCUACUGUACACUCUGUUUUUCAGUCACUAACAUUGAAAGUAUGUAUAGCUAUCCUAAACUCUCUGACGAUCACAGAACGCUUGGAAUAUUCCGCAAAUGUAUAACGCGUAGCAUAUACACGUGUGUUUGCAUACAAGGCUGCUAUUAUUUUCAUCGUGAAUUUAACGCUGAACAUCCGAUCGUGUCCAAUAUUGGAUUUAGUAUUAGGAAAUUGUGUAACGACCGGGUCAGAAUUAGCGUUAAAUGUGCGGAAGAGCAGAGUGUUUAUUGUAAUUAUGUGUAUGCAUGGAAGCGAUUGUUAUUUAUUUUCACGAGUGAUGAUACGUGACGUAACGCUAGAGGCGUUAUAUGUAUGCAGAUUAGCAAAUACAAUUAUUUACAUAUUACUCUUUUUUUUCUUAAGUUGUAAUAAUCAAAGUUGUAAAAUAAGUUGAUAUAUCAUUAAGCCAAUGCGACGCCCGCAAUAACGAAG